UGAGAGAGGAAACACCUGGAAGACAAAGAUGAACUUGAUUGCAGUAAUUGCUGUUGCUGUUUGUGUCCUUGCACCAAGUGCUCACUGUGCCCCAAAAACAAUCGAGUGGUGUUACCACGACCCAGCCUGCAGUGACAGAACCUGGCCGACCAUCGCCCCUCAGUUCUGCAAUGGGACGCGCCAGUCGCCCAUUAACAUCGUGUCAGCCAACGCGUCGGAGAACGCAGACCUGACGGAGUUCAUCUUCCAGGGCUUUGACAGCAUCACCGCCAUGGCAAACAUUAAGAACACCGGGGAGACUGUGAAAGUGUCUUUAAAUAAAGGCGUCAAGAUCUCAGGAGGAGACCUGCCUGAGAGCUACGACAGCCUGCAGUUUCACCUUCACUGGGGAAACAGCACCGUCUCCCCUGGUUCAGAACAUACUGUGGACGGCAAGCGCUUCCCGAUGGAGCUUCACAUUGUAAACAGCAAAUCCUCCUACAAGGAGAACACCACUCUUGCUGUCGCUGAUUCUCAAGGACUUGCAGCUCUUGGUUUCCUCAUUGAGGAGCUGCCGAAUACAGUGGACCAGCCAGCUAGCUGGAAGACCCUGGCCUCCUAUUUGUCAAACAUCUCAUUGGCUGGUGAGAAUGCAAAAAUAGCAGCUGGGAUUUCUCUAGAUGAUCUCCUUUCAGGGGUGAACCGUAGAAAUUACUACCGCUACCUUGGCUCCUUGACCACCCCAGUGUGUAAUGAGGCCGUGAUUUGGACUGUGUUCAAGGACUCGAUUAAAGUCAGCAAAAACCUGAUUGACCUCUUCAGCACAAGUUUGCACAUCAGUGACACCGCUUCGCCUCUGAUGGUUAAUGUGUUUCGAGGCAUCCAGCGAUCACAGCCAGUCUCAACGCAGCCGAAGGCCAGCUCCUCCACCAAAACUGGCUACUCUCUGGCUUUAAUGACCCUCGGCCUUGUAAUGGGGAGAUAUUAAAAUGAAAGCUACGGUCGCAGGUGAACCAGUUGCUGCGUAAAACAUGCAUAAAAUGCUAAAUACUGGUGACCUCAGUCCUGCACACAGUUUUUGGAAGUUUGUUUAGAAUAUUGAGACUUGCCUGUCUUGAACAGCCAUGCAACAUCAAUGCAUCUGUAAUUAUUUUUUGUUGUUGUUUCUUGUUGUUUUUCUUGCACUCUGCAGAAAUAUUUGCAUGUUUAAAUUGCACUAGUUGAACCUGAAGCCGUUUUAUUUUGCGUAGUGAAGGUUCAAAGUGCACUCUGACUGCACUGUUCAAUGGUUAGGAUUAAUUGGAAUGUAUGUAUCUGACUUUUGUGAAGUGCCUUGAGACGACAUGUGUUGUGAAUUGGUGCUAUAUAAAUAAACUGAAUUAAAGUGUAACUUUAUUGCCAGUAAACGUUUCCUCACCUCUCAAAUUUGUAGAAAGUGAAGACAGCUAAGGCGGUAACUACCCAAUGACUAAUCAGAAAGGUGCUUCUUUUUUCUUAAAAUGACUUCACAUGUUUACAUCCAGGAAAUUAAUUGUUAGUUUAUAUUAAAGGAUUAGACUUUGAAAGAAAGAUAUUCAAAUAUUUUUCUCUUCUGAAUAUCUGUUACCUCGCUCAGCGAACUCUGGAAACAUUUACACAAUAUAUAGACUUUUCAUUCAAAAUGUAUUCAUUUAUUUUCAACUAUUUUACAUCUGCUAUCUGUGUUUUUUUUUUUCAUCUGUUGUAACAUACAUAAUUACCUGUUUGCAUUUAUUGCUAA
Girardinichthys multiradiatus is the source of this 1738-nucleotide messenger RNA. It is a transcript of the gene ca15b, whose product is annotated as carbonic anhydrase XVb. The transcript is spliced from 9 exons. The record is from RefSeq and is a predicted model, not a curated record. Gene Ontology annotation, cellular component: plasma membrane. Gene Ontology annotation, molecular function: zinc ion binding; carbonate dehydratase activity. NCBI's taxonomy places the organism in Eukaryota, Metazoa, Chordata, Actinopteri, Cyprinodontiformes, Goodeidae. Bases 29 to 967 code for a protein of 312 amino acids.